AUGCGUCUUCUUGCUUCAGUAUCAACUUUACUCACUGCUCUUGCAGCGGUGACCACUGGGUCAUUUCUAUCUCCUAGAAAAGAGAUAGCAUUGUGUCUCUGCGAAGACGAAGCAUGGGAUAUCACAAGACGAUGGCUCAGCGUCUUCUCAACCCCUGGCGUUUCUAGCAAGGCGGAGCUAGCGACCAUCGUUUCUCAAAAUCUCACGAGCUACGACGACGCAUUUGGGCCUCCAACUAUCGGCAUCGAUGGACUCUGGGCCGCCCUGACAGCACCUGGCAACGCGACGACAGCCAACGUGACGCAGACGCCUAACUUUAUGCUACAUACAUGCGACCAGAUUGCGUACAACUGGCAGUACACCGCCGUUACAAAUGGUUAUAACUCCGCACGACCACCCAAUUACCCUGGCUUAGGCUACGAGAAUGAUGACACUCCUCGCCGUCCUCCUCAACACCGCCAGCCUGACGAUCCACCCCCUCCUGCUUAUGAAGAAGUGCAGUUCUCUCCUACCCAAGAUGAGUAUCGGCGGGUCCCAAUCAUAGAAUCGGUAACAUUUGGCUUGUCAACAUGGCCGGAUAGUGCAGCACCAUAUAUGGCACUUAACAAACACUGGCCGUCAAACCCGGAAAGGAAGAGAAUGGACAUGGUAUAUAAGAUCCGCUACGGCACCAAGAUGUGCGAGUUCAUCCUUUACUGGUACCCGCCUCCAGUCUCACGGUUUCCGGACAGUCGAAGAAGACGGGCGGAGCAGAGAUAUCUAGAGCACUUUGAGGAUCUGUGGAUGGAGUCUCCGACCCCUGAGGCUUCUCCUCACUUCCUCCCAGUGCUCAGACAGCUUGACGCGGCGAUUAUCCACACUAUGAUGUCGCAAGAAAUUCACUUGGAACAGUCAGAUAGGCCCUGGAAGUGCCAGAUCAUUGACCAAUUUGAAGACCCACACCCCCCAAUGCAUGCCAUGGUAUGGACCGAAGGGUGGGCUGACUAUCGUCACCAGGAGGUUCUGGCGGUUGCAGUAUACAAUGGGUCGGACGUCCAUGUCAUCCACGAGGACAGGCCUGGUCAGUGA
Colletotrichum costaricense is the source of this 1068-nucleotide messenger RNA. RefSeq lists its product as uncharacterized. The coding region runs from base 1 to 1068 and encodes 355 amino acids. NCBI's taxonomy places the organism in Eukaryota, Fungi, Ascomycota, Sordariomycetes, Glomerellales, Glomerellaceae. The record is from RefSeq and is a predicted model, not a curated record. The transcript has 2 exons.